Messenger RNA from Ornithodoros turicata, 1575 nucleotides. RefSeq lists its product as uncharacterized. NCBI's taxonomy places the organism in Eukaryota, Metazoa, Arthropoda, Arachnida, Ixodida, Argasidae. The record is from RefSeq and is a predicted model, not a curated record. The coding region runs from base 1 to 1452 and encodes 483 amino acids. The transcript has 9 exons.
AUGGUACCAAUCUUUUUCUCCUGCAGCGAUAACAGAAAAAGACUGAUCUUGAUUGCUGGCGGUAUACUAGUACUGCUUGUAAUAGCUGGAGUGGCUGUCACAGUGUUCGGAUCGCAAGGAUCGGACUCAGAUUCUGAUGGGGAUGGGGACGACGAUGAUAACUUUGAUCCGCCUUCUGGUUCUGCUGAUUCCUCGGCACCUUCAUCGGUACCUUCAUCGGCAACGGACGAGGCAACUGGGGCACCGGUGAAGCCUCCUCUGAAUCCCAAAAUUUUGAUCUGCACGGCUAACCCGACCAGCGAUGCAGCAAUGCCGAGCGUUCCCGAUGGCCUCUGCGAUUUCCUCAUGUACAGGCCCCUUUCGAAUCCGUUCACGUCAGCAUCCCACGAAGAAUUGCGAGAAUUCAUUGCCAUUACAUCUAAAUUGAACAGCACACGGUGUGGCAUCGAUAUAAGGCAGGAGAUCAGAAAAGACGUUAUCUCGCAAUUUGACAAACAUUCAAACACUUCUAUGGCCUACUGUCCUACGGAUGAUCUAUACGUCGAGAAUGUGCAGCACUACAGCACAUUGGACUUGGAUUUCGGGAACGCCACAUCAGAUGCUGAGGUCCAAGAGUUCACCAGUCUUUUACUGAAAAUUCGCAUGUGCCAGGAACGUGCCCGAGGCACAUCUGACCGUUUCGGCUACUUGUUCCUCGGCGUCUCUCCCCUUGCACACAAUGUCACGGACGCCGACGCUGCACUGAAGAAUAUGGCCAGUCACUUUCAACGUCUGCUAGAUGACGUGAAACCUGACGCUGUGCUUUUUCUUACGACAUACCUCCGAACUCACUUGCUAGACCCCCAGUGCAGCACCACAGGACCUUCUUUGUGGACGCGUGCCAUUAUGUACGACCAGCCGACAUUCAAUGACUCCCUCAACUUCAGGAACAUGCUAAAAAUACCACCUGACGUCGUUCAGCUACUGUCUCUGACGGUGCACGGUCGGUGGUCAAUGUACACUGAGAAAACGAGGCCCCCGGGAGGAAUGAGAAACUGCAACGAGACCAUCAUUGGCGACAUCCUGAACUACACAUGCGUUAAUAGCACCGAUGACCGAUAUCGUCAAUACCGAAACGCCGACGCACAGGACCGUGUGGACCCUGUGCGGAUUACCCGGGUCAUGAGAUCAAGCUACACUUAUUGGGAGGGAGCCUACGACAGCUGGGCGACCAUGCAAAUGAAAAUGUGCAAGGCAUGCCACGACAGCACGCAUCGUGGUGGCUGGGUCGUGUUUGACCUCCAGUACGCCGACGUCCAUAACAUCUGUAACACUGAUUUCGUACAAGGUUUCGGCUACGUCCGCCGCAUUAAGGACUACAUGUUGAAACCGAUGACCGAGUGUGUUAUCAACGAGACGGUUGAUAUCGUCGAACGGGGUAUAAGACAAGAGUGGCUGUUGCCUCCUUCAUAGGCGUGCGUUGUGUGUUAAAUUGAUACAGUGGGCAGUCGAGUCUCGCUUGAUAUUUAUGUUGUAGAGGUGCUAAUGGUCGCAGAUAGAAACAUACAUUAAAGUGCAACGAGGUUUUGAUUUGAA